CCGGUCGGGAGAGCCACGGCGCGCGGGGGGCGGCGUGCCUGCGGCCGGGCGUCCGCGCGGGGGAGAUGAAUUGGAGUCACACGACUGGCUGUUUCCUUCCGAGGGCUUUUGGCCAGCAGUCCAUUAGGGGAUCGUGACAACUUUUUUUUUCUGGCUAAAAGGAUGAAAACUGAGUAAGUACAUAGAACUUUGAACUUGACGCGGAAUGAAACCAGUACAAGCAGAACCCUAACAGUCACCAUGUCCAUUCACACCGGGCAUUCCCUUUUUAUGCUAAAAGCCGUGAACGCUUACGGGACAGCGGCAAUUUAAAACUGGAGGAAGGGAAGCAGCGAAGAAACACGAAAGGCUGAAAGCAGGACUGCUCAAAACUCGGAGGAGAAAUGAGGAACCGCUGAGGCGAGCUGGCCUGCAUCCCGCGGGGCAACAGGCGCUUUUGGUUUUAGCCUAUUGCGCUCUUCAGUGCUGUUUCCAGGCUCCAGAUUGACUUUGGGGUUGUUUUCUUUUUUUCCUGUGAAGUCUUUGCUGUGAGUUUAAGGAUGUUGUGGAAAUAAGGCAUUACCGGAGGCAACAGUCUGGCAGCCUGGGGUACGCUCAGGUUAUUAGUUACAACUAUUAUUAUUUGGAUGUCUUUUUUUUUUUUUUUAAAUUUUUAACCCAGGCCAGCCACUUUUCACUGUCAUCCAUGGAAGAGAUCUUAUUAACCGCCUCAGACUUUGGGACCUAUGAUUCUUUGGCAUGAACCUUUCGGAAAGUUCUUCAGCGGGGAUGGAGCAAUCUUGAUUUCAGUUGUGGAUAAAGAAGGCUGAUCUGUAUUUUUCAUGCUGACAAAAAAUAGCUGCUAUGACUUUUCCGGCAACGUGGACAGGGGCCAAGUGAAGCUGAACUGGUCAUGGUCUGUCGUCCAGUGUUCCCUUGUCGUCGGCGACUUUGUCCCCGGCCCUUCCUGGUGGGCUUGGUGGUGGCAAUCUGUCUCUUCUACCAGACCCUGACACUCCGAGGGUCGAGGAAGCUCACAGCCGCUGUCCCUGGGGCUGCCCCGAACACACCCCCCGAAACCCAGGCAAGCAGAUGCGAGAAGGGAUUCUCCCCGGACAAACCGUGCUUCCUUCCCUCCGGUAAUGCACAGGAAAUCAGAAAGAUGGAGAAAUCAAUAGAGACACACUUUGGCAGCCAUGACAGAAGGGCCAUACUCUACAGGCCUCCUUCCUUCAGCAAAACAGAGCUUCAGCUCCACCAGCACAUUCUCACUCAGCAUCGCUAUAUGGUUGUCAUCGCUGAAGAAAGGCUCGGUGCUGGCCUUGGGCUGGGGCUGCUAGAAAAAGGUGAUUUGGGCUCUUGGGAUCUGCUCAUUUGCCUGUCUUCUAGGGAAGCUGGUGGAAAACCUUGCAUAUCCAAGGAAGACAUGUGCCAUUUAGGUUUACAUCAAAAGGUAAAUAUAUUACCAGAUAUACAGCAUCAGCUUUGCAGAAAAGAAGGAUUAUGUCAAAUAAUUAGAAGAUUUCCAGAAUUGCGACUUCUGGUGAGCCCCUCUGUGUGUCUGGAUCAGAGCAUACAGUUAAAGCUGAGCACUUCGAGUCACCUUUUAAAAACAGUGAAGCCACAUAUGUGGAAACCAUGGGACUGGCGACGUGAACAACUGAAUCAAACAACAGCCCUUGCUCGACAUGAAACAAUCUUCAGAGCUGAAGAACUAUCUGUGAUUCUUAAAGCAUAUGUGUUGGUGACAUCCUUAAGACCUUUGCGUGCAUUCAUUCAUUCAAAUGGCACAGUUUGGAAUCCACCAAAGAAAAAACGCUUCACUGUCAAGCUGCAAACAUUUUUUGAGACAUUCCUGACAGCCAGUUCACCUCUUCAGGCUUUUGAUAAUAUGAAAGAAGCAAUUAGCAAACUCUUGCUAGCAGCUGAAUUAUUCAGCGAACCAUCUACUCUGGGACCAAAGGCCUUCAAUAGAUGCAGAUUAUGUUUUCAACUUUUCACUUUUGAUAUUGGUUACUACAGUUUUGGGUACCCCGUAGUGCUCCAGGUGCAUGAACAUUUAAAUUUUCAAGAUGAUGAUAAUAUGGAUUUUGAGGACCAAAACACAGAAGAAUUCCUUUUACAAGAUACUUUCAAUUUUCUCUUCUCUAAUGAAUCUUCACUUCCAAUGUUUUCUGAGAUAUUUCAGGGACUUUAUAGAUCAGGUGUUUUUAAGGGUGAAAACUAUCAGAAGGAACAAAACCAAUGCCUGUCUUUAGAGGAGAUCAACUCAAUUAUGACUUUCACAAAGGAACUUGGGAACUUGGGGCAAUUCAAACUGCUCUUUCCAUCUACUACUCCUAGGAUUCGAUCUUUGAUGCGUGAAUUUUAUGAUAGGGCAAAUCCUGUGGGACGACCUGGUUCAAUCCUGACUCAAUGCUGGUCUCUUAUAAAUGUAUUUGAACAGUUUCAGCUCCUGAAUAAAAAGGCACAGCUACAUCCACUGGAAUGGCAUUCUUUCACAGAGGAUGAGAACAUUGAAAAACCACAAGUGCCAUUUGAUGCAAUGAGAAAUAAAAAAGCUGCUGUUCCACGAAUCAUGAAUGAAACCAAAGAAGUUCAUUGCAGUAAUGAUGACACACAAUGUUAUAUCAAGCAGAUCCUCACACAUCCACAUUUGGAGCUAAAUCCUGAAUUUAACCCAAAGAUCAAAGAUUAUUACUCUGAAGUCCCAUUUGAUGUGGUCACAGUGACAAUUGGAGCGGAGACUUCUAAGUGUCAGUGCAAGGUGUACCUGCAUGAUCGGGCAGGACCAAGCUUUGCCAACUACCCUCUGGGUUUGGGAAUGAACAAAAUCUCAAUGCUGGUGGUGGAUGAAUCUCCAGCACAGGGGGAGACCCUGAGCACGUAUAAACUCACCAUCUACAGAGAAGACCGUCCAAGUCUGCCCUUGUUUGAAGACUUCACAGCAUGUGGUUUUGUGCAGGAUUGUGGUUUGCUGAUUCACCCAGAGGAAACCUGUGGGUUACAGCCUAUUUCCUCUGACUACAUUGAAGCCAUUUCACAGCCCGAACUAAAGAUCUGUCCAUCUGGGGACACAACAGGCCAAUGGAUCGUGCCUUGCCUUAGCUGUUCAGACAACAGGACCUGUGACUGGAGGGAAAUAACUUGGCAGCCCCACGACUGCCAAUACGGUGUUCUAACUAAGCCCCAACUCCAGCAGUGCCUGGGAGGAAGGAAGAUUCUUUUCAUCGGAGACUCAACCAACCGAGGAAUAAUGUACUAUCUGAUCGAAAGACUAAAUGAAACCCUGCAGGAAUGGCAGAAGGUGCACAGCACGAAAUUCUAUCACAACAUCAAUGGUGGGAAGACUUUGAUCAGUUAUUCCUAUUAUCCUCAGUUCUGGAUAAGCCCUUCCUUGAGACCAACGUUUGAGAAAGCACUCGAACAUCUCUUGCAAAGAUCCCGUCCCCUGGAGAACACGGGCCGGACGGUAUUGGUCGUCGGUGGUGUUCAGUGGCUCAAUUCCAAUCACCUACAAAUUAUUCACAAGGUUUUGAAGAGGGAAAAUUUACUCAAUAUCCUUGUGAUCAUCAAAACUUUGGGAAUUGGAUUUCAUCUCCCAGUGGAUGGAUUGCAUUUCUUGACACAGAGUGAAGUUCAGAACUUAUGGAAAGAAAAUGUGAUUAUUCUGGAUGCUGCAAAAACCUAUGGCUAUGAAGUGGUUGACACAUUUACUAUAACAAUGGGGCGAUACAAGGAGUUUUUGCAGGGCACAUGUGGAUGCCAUUUUCAUGAGGACAACAAACAGGAUCCAGGUAGCUUUUGCCCAAGAGUGGUUUUGGAUAGUGUCUUUAGUUAUGUGGCAAACAUCUACUAUGAGCAAGCCAAAACCUGGGAAGGAUACAAAAAUAUUAUCGGCCCAGACCUGGCUGCAGGAGGGGCAAAUCCACAGCUGUUUCGUGAUUAUUAA
Leptonychotes weddellii (Weddell seal) is the source of this 3931-nucleotide messenger RNA. Lineage: Eukaryota; Metazoa; Chordata; Mammalia; Carnivora; Phocidae. The record is from RefSeq and is a predicted model, not a curated record.